AUGCCCGCUCCCCCACCUCCGCGCGCCCCUCCUCCAGGACGCCCCACCGACCUGGUGCACCUGCCAGACCAGAUCUAUGCUUCAGCGCAAGCUGCACCGCCCAGAUGCGGCCCACCUCGGGCGAAUACCACCAGCCUCCUGGGCUGCCCGUUCCUGGGGACCACGGAAUGCGUCCUCCUCACACUGAUGGCCUUUGACCGCUACGUGGCCAUCCGCUGGCCCCUGCACCAUGACCCCUGCCUGAGCCAGCAGCUGGCGGCCACCACCUGGGCCACUGGCCUGGUGGAGUCAGCGGUCCUGACACCACCCCCUCUCCAUCUGCUCUUGUGUCCCCACGGGCAGGUGGCUGAUUUUUUGUGUGAGGUCCCGGCUCUGAUUGCACUGUCCCGCGGAAACGCCACUUACGGUGAGAUGCAGCUGGCUGUUGUGGUCCCUCACUGCCCCUGCCCGAGCAGUGCUCAGGUCAAGUCUGCCACAGGGUGGAAGAAAGCAUUGCGGAUGCACCCCUCCCACCUCGCGGUGGUCACCCUUUACGACUCAGUCAUUACUGUCUACCUGCAGCCCCCAAAUCCCGACGUUCAGCAAAGGGGCAAGUUGUCCAGUCUCUGCUAUGCGGCAGGCACUCCAGCACUUAACAACCCUCUUGUUCACACCCUGACGAACAGAGGGGUAAAGGGGGCACUUGGGAUGCUGCUUGGGAGGCACAGGGACCCAAGGGAGUGCUGA
This is a messenger RNA of Neofelis nebulosa (Clouded leopard), 726 nucleotides long. RefSeq names its product olfactory receptor 2H1. NCBI's taxonomy places the organism in Eukaryota, Metazoa, Chordata, Mammalia, Carnivora, Felidae. The record is from RefSeq and is a predicted model, not a curated record.